UCUUUGCAAACUGAAACACGCACACAGACACAGGAGAGACCUGAAGGCUGCAGAAAGUUUGAGUCCAGAGAAACUGAGCAGAAGCACUGAGAUGGAGAUGCAGCUUCCACCUCACGAGGGAGUCGAGCUCUCGGUGGUCGACAUGCACACAGGUGGAGAGCCUUUACGGGUCAUCCUCAGCGGCUACCCAGAGGUCAAAGGUGACAGUGUGCUGUCCAAACGGCGUUACGUUCGGGAACAUCUGGACCACCUCAGGAGGGUGCUGAUGUACGAGCCGCGGGGACACUACGACAUGUACGGAGCCCUGAUCGUGGACAGCGAGUUGCCUGAGGCUGACCUGGGUGUGCUGUUCAUGCACAACGAAGGGUACAGCACCAUGUGUGGACACGCUGUCAUCGCACUGGGACGCUUCGCCGUAGACUACAAACUGGUGAAAGAGCCACAGUCACCAGAGACCCAGGUGAACAUACACUGUCCCUGCGGUCUGGUGAAGGCUUUUGUUGAGUACUCUGGUGGUAAAACAGGAGGAGUGAGGUUCCUCAGCGUGCCAGCGUUUGCAUUUGCCACAGAUGUGACGGUGACAGUGGAAGGUUUUGGUGAGGUAACACUCGACAUCAGCUAUGGAGGAGCCUUCUACGCCUUUGUAAACGCCCAGAGGUUUGGCCUUGAUGUGACCAAGUCCAGGACUCGAGAUCUGGUGGACGCAGCCACAGCGGUGACCAACGCUGUAAAGUCUCAGGUGAAGUUGCACCACCCGACCAGUGAUGAUCUAGCCUUCCUCUACGGCACCAUCCUCACCGACGGCAAAGAUAAUUAUUCCUCUGAAGCCACCGCUAAUAUCUGUGUGUUCGCAGAAGCUCAGGUGGACCGAAGCCCUACUGGUUCUGGUGUCACGGCCCGAGUUGCUCUCCAGUAUCACAAAGGUCUCAUCCAGCUGAACCAGAGCAGGACGUUUCAGAGCGGAAGCACCGGAUCACAGUUCACAGGGAAAGCUGUCGAGGAGACCGAGUGUGGAGACUUCAAGGCUGUGGUGGUGGAAGUUGCCGGCAGAGCUUUUUAUACCGGAGUUUCGCGCUUUGUGCAGGAGCCGGAUGACAAACUGACACAUGGUUUUCUGCUGAAGUGAGCCUCGAUUCAAUCAGGAAAAUUAUAAUCUAUAUAU
Molecule: messenger RNA, 1162 nt
Organism: Larimichthys crocea (large yellow croaker)
Lineage: Eukaryota; Metazoa; Chordata; Actinopteri; Sciaenidae
Gene: l3hypdh
Product: trans-L-3-hydroxyproline dehydratase
Exons: 6
Coding region: 92-1126 (344 amino acids)
Molecular function (GO): hydro-lyase activity
Source: RefSeq, a predicted model, not a curated record